This is a messenger RNA of Tachysurus fulvidraco (yellow catfish), 3117 nucleotides long. It is a transcript of the gene dhx32a, whose product is annotated as DEAH (Asp-Glu-Ala-His) box polypeptide 32a. The transcript is spliced from 11 exons. The record is from RefSeq and is a predicted model, not a curated record. Lineage: Eukaryota; Metazoa; Chordata; Actinopteri; Siluriformes; Bagridae. Bases 404 to 2635 code for a protein of 743 amino acids. Gene Ontology annotation, cellular component: spliceosomal complex; intracellular anatomical structure. Gene Ontology annotation, molecular function: RNA binding.
AUCACACCCAUGUAUAUGAUGCCAUAUGAAGUAUGUUAUGUCACUAUUUUUCCAACAAAAAAAAAGGUUUGUAACCAUUAUAGUUGAACCAUUGUUGGUUUGCACAAUAAAAAGGAUUAGUGAUUACAUGAAGAACGCGCACACACACGGGCUAACUAAAUUUGUGUAGUGGAAAACACAACGCACCACGUGAGUAGGAGGAGAGCAGCGCGCUCAGUAGUUAUGAGAACAACAGUCUGAUCGCUUAUCCAUUACAACAGUCCAACAAAAAAGUAUCCAAGAAUACGACGCGUUCAGACUGUUUCGCGGCAGGAAAAUGGUUUUUGCAAGCUUAAUUUUGGACACCCAAACAGACGCCGCUACUUUGGCACAGUAAGUUUCUCCAGACGCACUUGUUUGCGCCAUGGCGCAGAGCAAUAGCCGCGCUCUCGUCAGAGAAAGUGCGGAAAUGAAUGAAACGAGUUCUCUGAAGGAUUUGGAAGAGAUUGAAGAGGAUUUCGGUUUUGGAGAUGAUCUGGAGCUGAACCAGUUUGAUGGCCUUCCCUACUCCUCCCGGUAUUAUAAACUCCUGAAGGAGAGACAGCAGCUCCCUAUCUGGGAAUCGAGACAGGAGUUUAUGACCGUUUUAGAAACUAAUCAGCUCGUCAUCAUCUCGGGUACAACAAAAACUGGUAAAAGUACACAGGUUCCACAAUGGUGUGCAGAGUUCUGUCUGUCAGCACAGUACCAACAUGGUGUUGUGGUGUGUAGUCAGAUCCAGAGACAGCAGGCUGUCGAUUUGGCCCUGCAUGUAGCUGAUGAGAUGGAUGUCAAUAUUGGCCAUGAAGUGGGCUACAGCAUUCCACUGGAGAACUGCUGCUCCACUGACACUAUUCUCAGGUACUGUACUGAUGACGUGCUGCUGAGGGAGCUGAUGUCCGACCCGUUAUUGGAGCACUAUGGAGUGGUUGUGAUUGAUCAGGCUCAUGAGCGCACCGUGAGCACAGACCUCCUUAUGGGUCUGCUUCGGGAAGUGCUUCUGCAGCGUGCAGAGCUUCGGGUGGUGCUGUUAUCUGUCAUGCCUGCUUCUCACACUCUCCUCACACACUUUAGCGGUGCAGCUUACCUGCACGUCGAGGCAUCAAGCUCACCUCAAGUUCUUCACAGCAGCCGAGAAAGCACAGACAGCUUCUGCGCAGCUCUGAGACUUAUCCUGGAGGUGCACCGGACUAAAAAGCCCGGGGACAUCGCCGUGUUCCUCGCUUCAGAGCAGGAUGUAGGUUGUGCCUGUAGUCUUCUGGCUAAAGAAGCAUCCAGGUUGAGUGGUAAUCUUGAAGAGCUGGUGCCAGUGGCAGUAUGCCCAGGCCAUGCUGGGAUCUGUCCUCCAAUCACACAGCACCAAAAGAGAGGCAGGAGGGUCUUUCUGUCCUGCAGUCAAUCUGAAGACAUGUUUUGGUCGGUGGACACGGUCAGUUUUGUGAUUGACGCUGGAGUCGAGAAGAGAUUUGUGUAUAACCCACGGUUGCGAGCCAGCUCUGAGGUGAUCAGACCCAUCAGUCGAUGUCAAGCAGAGAUCCGUAAACAGCUGGCUGGAUCAGCAGGGAAGUGUUUCCGCCUGUACCCUGAGGAGACAGAGCUCUGUGCUGAGACUCCUGCUCGGAUCCUAGAAGCAAACAUCACCUCGGCUGUGCUCUUCCUCAAGAGGAUGGAGCUGGCUGGAAUUGGGCGCUGCGACUUCAUCAGCAGGCCGGAUCCUGAAUGUUUGAUGCAAGCAUUAGAAGAGCUGGAUUAUCUAGCAGCUUUGGAUGAUGAUGGAAACCUUUCUGAGAUCGGGAUCAUAAUGUCCGAGUUGCCUUUAGACCCUCAGAUGGCUAAAGCUCUGUUAGCGUCAUGCGAGUUUGAUUGUACCAGUGAGGUGCUAACCAUUGCAGCCAUGUUAGCAGCUCCAAGCUGCUUCCUAGAGCCUCCUGUUGGCAUGGAAACAGAAGCGAUGCUGUGUCACAUGAAGUUGUAUCAUCCAGAGGGAGACCACUUCACUCUGAUCAACAUCUACAACACUUAUAAAUCCAGUCAGAGAGAGCCAUAUUUCACACAGGAGAAGCGGUGUCAGGAUUACUUUCUUUGCUGCGCGGCUCUACAGACUGCAGACGCCAUAAGGGCCGAGCUCACUGACAUUCUGAAGAGACUCGAGCUCCCGAUCUCCGCACCAGCCUUCGGCACCAAAACCAACACAUUCAACGUCAAGCGAGCGCUGCUGGCUGGGUUCUUCAUGCAGGUUGCUCGUGAUGUGGACGGCUCUGGAAACUAUUACAUGCUGACCAAUAAGCAUGUAGCUCAGCUUCACCGUCUUUCAGCUUAUGGGGCCAAAGCGCACAAACUUGGCCUGCCUGAGUGGGUGCUGUUUCACGAGUUCACACUCAACAGUGGAAACUGUAUCCGUACCAUCACACAAAUCUCACCCAUGGUGUUCACGGAAAUAGCACCGCAGUAUUUCUUCUCCAACCUGCCACCUAGUGAGUGUAAGGAGCUUUUGCAGCAUAUUUUGGACACCAAGGUAGUAGGAAGUAAUAAGAGCAGACAGAAAAUUCAUUGUGUUAUAACAGACACAACAAAAGGAGAGGAGUCCCAGUCUUAUGACAGAUGUGUGAUCCAGUAAUAUUAAUGCACAGGCUUUAGUCUAGUCUAACACUUUGGAACUGGGACAGAUAUGCCUCACUGUGUUAAGUCUUCCAUCCUUUCAUUUUUACUCCUAACAAAAACACUACCCUGGAAUUAAAUGGUGUAAUAAACUUAAAGAUAAACUUUAAGAUUAAACUUUAAGAUUAAACUUAAAGAUGUAAUAAAAUAUUUCAAAUGGAUAGAUAUUAAGAAAACAUCUCUGAAAUUUAUUUUCUGUUCCUUUCAAAUGAUAAACAGAUUUCAGACCAAUAAACUUUCACUGAGACAAAGUGUUUAGUUAUGAAUGGUGCAGAGAGUUAUUUUAUGGUUAGCUGAUGUAUUUCUACUGCUCUGUCUGCACACCUCUACAUACAUGAUCUAAACUUGUUUCAGACCAAUAGAGGCUUUGAAGAACACACACAUCAUAUGUUGUGUAAUAAUAUGCAAAUAGUCAACAAUAAAUUCCAACUAACUCAGUAA